GUCUUGCAGGACAAUGACAUUCUCUGUCUCAUGGGGCGUCCUCCUGCUGGCAGGCCUGUGCUGCCUAGUCCCUGGCACCCUGGCUGAGGAUCCCCAGGAAGAUGAUGUCCCAGAGAUGCAUGCCUCCCACCAUGAUCAAGGGGCCUGGGAGGACCCUGCUUGCCAGAAGAUCUCCCAUAACAUCACCGACUUCACCUUCGAUUUGUACAAAGAGCUGGCUGAUCUAUCAAAAACCAGCAAUAUCCUAGUUGCCCCAGCGAGCGUGGCUAUGGACUUUGCAAUGCUCUCCCUGGGGACCAAGGCUGACACUCGCACAGAGAUCCUGGAAGGCCUGAAUUUCAACGUCACAGAGAUGCCUGAGCCCAAGAUCCAUGAAUGCUUCCAGCAAUUUCUCCAAGCCUUCAGCAGGCCGAACAGCCAGCUCCAGCUGACCGCCGGCAGUAGCCUGUUCAUCAACAAGAGUGUGAAGCUAGCAGACACGUUUUUGGAGGAUAUCAAGAGGCUAUACCACUCAGAACCCUUCUCCAUCAACUUCAGGGACACCGAGGAGGCCAAGGAGCAGAUGAAUAAUUAUGUGGAGAAGAGAAUUGCAAGAAAAAUAGUGGAUUUGCUCAAACAUCUGAAAAAAGAGACCAGUCUUGCCCUGGUGGAUUACCUUUCGUUUCACGGCAAAUGGAAAGAUAAAUUCGUGGCUGAGCGCAUUAUGGUAGAAGGCUUCCAUGUGGAUGAUAAGACCAUCAUCAGAGUGCCUAUGAUAAACCGCCUGGGGAGAUUUGACGUCCACCGGGACAAGGAGUUAUCCAGCUGGGUGUUGGCACAGCACUACGUGGGUAACGCCACUGCCUUCUUCAUCCUGCCCGACCCAAAGAAGAUGCAGCACUUGGAAGAUAAACUCACCUACAGCCACUUUGAACAUAUCCAGAGAGCCACUGACUUAAGGACCAUCAGUGUACAUUUUCCCAGACUGUUCAUUUCUGAAAACUACGAACUUAAGCCAGUCCUCAGGAAUCUGGGCAUCACCAAGAUCUUCAGCAAUGAAGCUGACCUCUCUGGAGUCAGUCAGGAGGCACCCCUGAAGCUCUCCAAGGCCGUGCAUGUGGCUGAGCUGAGGGUUGAUGAGAAAGAGACCGAAGCCACCGGAGCCCCCUAUCUGGAAGAGAAGGCCUGGUCUAAGUAUCAGACAGUCAUGUUCAACCGGCCCUUCCUGGUCAUCAUCAAGGAAGACAACACCAACUUUCCGCUCUUCAUGGGAAAAGUGGUGAAUCCCACCCAAAAAUAACUGCCUUUCCCUCCUCAGCCCCUCCCAUCCAUCCCUGGCCCCCUCCCUGGAUGACAUUAAAGAAAGCUGAGCUGACCCCUGCCUGCGU
Messenger RNA from Cebus imitator (Panamanian white-faced capuchin), 1367 nucleotides. RefSeq names its product putative alpha-1-antitrypsin-related protein. Bases 14 to 1279 code for a protein of 421 amino acids. The record is from RefSeq and is a predicted model, not a curated record. Gene Ontology annotation, biological process: negative regulation of endopeptidase activity. NCBI's taxonomy places the organism in Eukaryota, Metazoa, Chordata, Mammalia, Primates, Cebidae. The transcript has 4 exons. Gene Ontology annotation, molecular function: serine-type endopeptidase inhibitor activity.